This is a messenger RNA of Portunus trituberculatus (swimming crab), 5460 nucleotides long. RefSeq names its product 6-phosphofructo-2-kinase/fructose-2,6-bisphosphatase 1-like. Lineage: Eukaryota; Metazoa; Arthropoda; Malacostraca; Decapoda; Portunidae. The record is from RefSeq and is a predicted model, not a curated record. Gene Ontology annotation, cellular component: cytosol. Gene Ontology annotation, biological process: fructose metabolic process; fructose 2,6-bisphosphate metabolic process. Gene Ontology annotation, molecular function: fructose-2,6-bisphosphate 2-phosphatase activity; ATP binding; 6-phosphofructo-2-kinase activity. The coding region runs from base 16 to 1470 and encodes 484 amino acids. The transcript has 11 exons.
UCGUAGUGGGAGAGCAUGGGAAGGCGCGUGUGUGUGGUUUGUAAAGCAGACAGCAUCAGGUGUAGGUCUUGCAUUAGUGAGGCUUUAGGGCUACGGCAGUUCGGUGGAGUGCUAGAGAAGACAGCUGUGCCUAGUGUAUGUUGCUCAGAGGCCGGCAUGGACUAUGUCAACACUCCACAUGUGGUGGCCAUGGUGGGGCUGCCGGCGAGGGGCAAGACAUACAUCGCCAUGAAGCUGGCCCGCUACCUCAACUGGGUGGGGCUUCCAACUAAAGUGUUCAAUGUGGGUGACUACCGCCGCCAAGCCCUUGGGAACUACCAGGGACACGAUUUCUUCCACCCAAGGAACAGGGAAGGCACCAACAUCAGGAACAAAUGUGCCCUGGAUGCCCUGCAGGAUGUGUGUGAGUUCCUGCAAACAGGUGGCAUGGUGGCAGUGUAUGACGCCACCAACACCAGCAUGGAGCGACGGAAGCUGAUUCAUGAUGUUGUGUGUGAGCGCAUGGGAUACAAACUCUUCUUCAUUGAGUCCAUCUGCAAUGCCCCUGCCAUCAUUGAGACCAACAUCAUGGAGUGUAAGGUCACCAACCCAGACUACACCAACAUGGAGAAGGAGGACGCCGUGAAGGACUUCCUGAAGCGUAUUGAGCACUACCGUCUCUUCUAUGAACCACUAGAUGAGGAGAAGGAGACCAAGUACAGUUUUAUGAAGAUCUAUGAUGCUGGUCGGCGAGUGGUGGUACACAAGCAGGAGGGCCACAUUGAGAGCCGCAUUGCUUAUUACCUCAUGAAUAUCCACAUCACACCGCGCUCCAUCUACCUGACCAGGCAUGGUGAGUCUGUCUACAACCAGCUGGGGAGGAUUGGAGGGGACUCAGACCUCUCCUACAGGGGUCGGCAAUAUGCCAAUGCCCUUGCCAAGUUUAUUACAGAACAGGAUAUCACAAACCUGCGUGUGUGGACGUCCUGCAUGAAGAGAACCAUCCAGACUGCCUCGGGCAUUGAUGCACCACAGGAGAGAUGGAAGGCACUCAAUGAGAUUGAUGCUGGCAUUUGUGAAGGUCUGAUGUAUGAAGAGAUCCAGGAGCAGUACCCUGAGGAGUUUGCUGCCAGGGACCAGAACAAGUACUCCUACAGGUAUCCCCGCGGUGAGUCGUACGAGGAUGUGGUGGUACGGCUGGAGUCUGUCAUCAUGGAGCUGGAGAGGCAGGAGAAUGUGUUGGUGGUGGGUCAUCAGGCGGUGCUGCGCUGCGUGCUGGCUUACUUCCUUGACAAGCCUGGAGUGGAGCUGCCAUACCUGAAGGUGCCACUCCACACCAUCAUCAAGCUGACCCCUCAAGCCUAUGGAUGUAAGGUGGAGUUCUUCAAGAUCCCCAUUGACUGUGUUGACACCCACCGAUCCAAGCCUGUGGACUGUAGUAUUGGGAGAAACCCUCAGGAUGCUCUGGUGACUGUCCCAAACCACUACUGAGUCAGCGCGGCACCUCCACCAGGCACUGGCCGGUCUCCUCAUGGCACCACGUGAGAACUGUUCAAACCACAGCCACACUGGCACUCUGGCAUUGCUGGGCCACUCCUCCUGUAACAGUGGCCAGGCAUCUGUGUAAUGCUUUCCUCUUGUGACUAGUUUUGUUUUAUCGCAGUGACUGGUAUGUUAGUGAGUAGGUGUGCUCAGUAGGAAAACAUUUAGACUGCUUACAGUACUCAUUACUGUGUAGCUAAAGAAAGACAACACUUUCAUUACUUGUCAUAGCAUCUCAAUGGAUGACAAAAACUGAAUGGUCAUUGUGUGCAGAGUUGUAUUUUAAAUCUUACCAUCCAUUACUUUGCAGUGUCACUUUCAAGUUGUGUGGUAUUCUAGUUACAGGAUGUGUAUGGCAACUUCUCUUGAAAUACAUACACUUAACUCACAAUCCAGACAACAUCAUGUAGCAGUAGUAACAGUGUUUCUUGUCACUGUGUUAUCAGUUUUGAAUUUAGAAAAAUAUAUUGAAAACUCAUGAGAAAAUGCAAACUGAGAGUUCAAUAAGUUAGUCUGAAAGUGGAAUGAAAGUAGUAUUAUGUUUUGAUGAUUUACAUUGUUAGGAAGAUUUACUUAGUUACAUAUUUAGCAGAUUUGCUUUUACUUGGACACAAAACUGAGUCAGACUUCAAUCCUGAAUCUGAUGCUGGAUCUUCAAGAUGUCUUGUGACGAGUGUUGAGGCAAGGUAGUACCUGACCAGACCUUGGGUUGUCAGUGACUGCUGCCAAGGUGAAUGGAUAAAAAAGUUGCUCUGAUAUCUGCCAGCUGGAUCACAAGCCAUCACUGGUGCAGCACAAGUUGAGAGGCAACACAAGCAGCAUUCAUAAGAUCAUUAAGCAAGUCUAGCUCUAGACUUUCAGGCUGAAGAGGAAGGACUAAGUGAUACUGAACGUGUGUGUGUGUGUGUGUGUGUGUGUGCGUGCGUGUGUGUGUGUGUGUAGUUUGCAGUACUCCACUUAGUUUGAUGCUAAGAGAAUAUAUUAACAAUAUUAUGGCAAUAACAUGUGGCAACAACAGUUUAGAAUGAGACUUGGUGUAUCUUUGGUGGGGGACUGGCAUACUGCUGGCCACACAGGAAGGGGCAGUAUGUACUUUUUCACUGGCAGUGUGUAUCUAAGACAUGCUGUCUGCACUGGAGUAUUAUUGUUGUUAUUAUUAUUAUUAUUAUUAUUAUUAUUAUUAUUAUUAUUAUUAUUGGAGGAGGAGGUAGAGAAAUGUAUUAUUAUUAUUACUAUUAUGAUUAUAAUGGGGAUAAGGCAUUAUUAUUAUUAUUAUUAUUAUUAUUAUUAUUAUUAUUAUUAUUAUUAUUAUUAUGAUGAUGAUGAUAAUUGGGACAAGGCCUGCAGGAAUGCGUUGAAAGGACUGGGAAUCUUCUGUGUUUUUAUUCCCACAUUCAGGAGACAUGAUACCUUGUCUAGGCUUACCCCCUUGAAGGGGACUAUCAGCCAGGUAUGUAGAUUAUUUUUAUCAUUAUUAUUAUUAUUAUUUUUUUUUUCAUUAUUAUCAUGAUGAUGGAGAUUUUAUAUAAGACAGUUUUUGAUAUUGAGAAGCACAAGCUUGUGUCAUUUUGAUCUUGUCACCGUAAGCAAACAUUACUAGUGUCAUGAGUGAGGUGCUGGGCUGGUGUGUGUUGGCCCACUUGGUGACGGUGUAGGGAUCGGGGGCACACUUAUGAAUCAAUGGCAAAACAGAAACUGAACUUUGUUCAUUUUUCUAGACUAUCAUAUAUAUACUGUAUAUGCAAGAGAUUUUAAGUGCACAAAAGUCAUCUGGUCAAGCAGUCCCUGUGUCGCCUUGCAUUGCACAUGCUGGGAUACAAGCAGUACUCACCCUUGUAGGGGAGAAACUUGAAGAGUUUAUUUAUACUGAAUAUUGAUGCAUAGUGAAAGAGGCUAACAAUAAUACUUGCACAACACUGCUUUGCUUGCUGUGAUCAGACCAAAUCUUUGUGUUGCACAAGUGUGUGAACAAAAAGCUGUACUUCCAUUGCUUUCAAGCACUUAUGAUGCAUAUGGAUAGGGUUGUAGUUGUUGAUACAGUUUAUAUACUAUUUAUAGUUUUAUCACAAAAAGUCUGGGAACUUUUUAGUAUUUGUGUCAGUACAACAGUUGUGAAUCCAGUGAGAGAAGAAAAGCAGCGAUCUCAUUUCUUUGUGAUGGUUUGGUUGUAAGCCUCCAAAUUAGCUCUUUUUCUAAAUGUGAGUGGUUGAUAUUGGUGCAUUAUUGACAGAGUUCCUUGUGGAAGUGAACAGCCCUGUGUGCACCAUGUGUGCAGGCAGUGUUCCCGACGGCCUUUGUGUUGUGAUGGACAAUGAGGUGUGCUCAACACUUGAUCUAUUUAUUUGUUUGCAAUAAUACAGCAGUGUUGAUGAGCAAUGGUUUGGGUGAUGUGGUAUCACAGGAUUGUACUGCUUUAUAACCGGUUAAUUUGAUUUUAGAAAUAAACUUUCCUUUCCUUCAUCUCUUUGGUUGACUUAAAAGAGAACUUGCUUGCUGAUGCCUCAGCACCAUUACUGAUGUCACUGCUUCAAGUUAAUUUAUUAAAUUUUUUUGAAGAAUCUGUAAUGGAUAGAUUGAAGUAGACCACUAUUCUUUACUUUAUGUUUGGUACACUUGAUUAUGUCUAUAUGGAAAAUAUUUGAUUUAGUGACAAACUUACUAUGAUUAUGAGGGAUAUUGUUUGGGUUUAGUAUUAUCAAACUUUAAAGUAUAGUUUAUUGUCAAUGCAAAUAUAUAACAAUGUAAAACACAAUUAUGAUAGAGGCUAUACUUUGGAUGUGAAAAAAUGUACCUGAGAAACUUGCAAAUGAUGUCAGGUAUUACAUGCAUAUUUAUCGCAAAAUUACAUGUCAUAGGUGAACUGGAGCACUGAAUGGAAUCUGAAAAGUUAAAUGAACCUAAUACAUACUUAUCAUUGUAGAAGCAUUAUGUGAGGGUUUUUAAUGAAUUAGCGACCUGAUGGUGUGGCAGUGUCAAUGAAGGCAGAAAGAGCAGGGGGAUUGAGGCUGAGAGCUCUGGUGGUAGGUUCAAAAGGUUGCAAGUUUGUGAGCUGCUACCAGGAGUGUAAAGCCUGACCUAUGUGAAUGUAGAAGGUUGCUUCCAAAAUCAAAAUAAGGUAGAGCAGGCAAGUGGGAAGGCUUCAGAUGAAUGUUCAUGUGGCAUCAAUGUGAAGAGGUUGACUGUGAUGUUUGUUGUGAAGGCUGCUGUGGUACAGAUAUGGAAGAUUGCCUCUGUAAAGUAUUACAACAUCAGUCUGCCUUCUGACUGUCACAGGAGGAAAGGGAUUAGUUUCAUAAUGGACUCACAAGUUAUUACAUACAUAUACAUGUACUACUAUAUUUAAUUGUGUAUCUGAGUGUAGUUUGAUAUGUCAAAGGUUCUGAACCACUUCUAAUAAUGCAUCAUGUGUAUUCUCUUGGAUUUCAAACACUGCAUAAAUAUUAAGAAGUAAUGUUCCUUAGUACUUAAGAUUUAAUACUUUGUUAUUAAGUGAUGACUUAAGCUUCAGAGUUUGAAGUACAGAUUUUUAAAGUAAGAAAAUAUUUUAACUAUGAAAGCAAGGUGAAAAUCAAAUUAUUUUUAUAUAAUUCUUAAAAGUGUUGUUGCAGUGAUAUUUCCCUAUAGGAGAGGGAAUGUGAGUGGCUGAUGAAGAAUAAGACUGUAGCAAAUACAAAACUGUGACAGUCAAGAAAGGCAACCACGUACAAGUGUGUGUGUGUGUGUGUGUGUGUGUGUGUGUGUGUGUGUGUGUGUGUGUGUGAUGGUACAGUAAGGUUUGAUGUAGCGUUAUUUCCUCCUGUACUUGAUGUUUAGCUCUGUUGGAGUGUCCUGAUGAUGGAUACAAAGCAAUAGUGUACGAUGCUUUUUAUUGCAAUUACUAUGCUGGUUUUUAUAAUUUAUUUUGUUGACGCAAUUUCCAUAAAACUUUGCAUUAUCCAA